CAGGGAGAUGGUGGGAGGAGGGGAUGAGGGCUGGGGAGGGACAGAGGCUGACAGGAGGCGGGGACUCUAGGGGCUGAGGACUAUAAAAGGGCCGUGGUCAAGGACGGGGUGGGGUCCAUCCAGCCCAAGGCAGGCACUGAUUUGGUCCAGCGCCCACUCGUUCAGGACUCAGGGCCCUAGCUGAGCUCCAGCUGCUGUUCUGCUCUGAAGAGGGGUCUGAUGGCUGCCGCGCACCGCUGCCUCUUCCUGCUCCUUCUGUCCACGUGCGUGGCUCUGUUGCUGCAGCCACCCCUGGGUGCCCUGGGAGCCCCGAUGGAGCCAGAGUAUCCGGGGGACAAUGCCACGCCAGAGCAGAUGGCCCAGUAUGCAGCUGAGCUCCGCAGAUACAUCAACAUGCUGACCAGGCCUAGGUAUGGGAAAAGAGACAAAGAAGGCUCGCUGGACUUCUUGGAGUGUGGGUCUCCCCACUCAGCGGUCCCCAGGGAGAUCAGUACAAUGGACUCAUAAUGCCACCUCCUGCUCCUCUGACUCCAGGGCGAGGCUGGCCCAGCUCUCCCAUCUGCACCCUUGGCUCUGGCUGUAGCUUGCUCCCUGCUUCCAUAUUGGCUAAAUAAAGCAAAUCAAAGUUCUUA
Messenger RNA from Bubalus bubalis (water buffalo), 632 nucleotides. RefSeq names its product pancreatic polypeptide (gene PPY). The transcript is spliced from 5 exons. Gene Ontology annotation, cellular component: extracellular region. Gene Ontology annotation, molecular function: neuropeptide hormone activity; neuropeptide Y receptor binding. Gene Ontology annotation, biological process: feeding behavior; neuropeptide signaling pathway. The coding region runs from base 220 to 507 and encodes 95 amino acids. The record is from RefSeq and is a predicted model, not a curated record. NCBI's taxonomy places the organism in Eukaryota, Metazoa, Chordata, Mammalia, Artiodactyla, Bovidae.